CGUCGACGUGUUUUGUUAUAAACAGCCUUCUAUUCAACAAUAUGGCGUUCAGCAAGUCGUGGUUUUCGACAGACAGGUAGCUUUGUACUUGUCAGCUAAGUAACUAUACUAGUCAUGAUAACACUAAAUUAUACCGAUAAUACUGACUGAGCGAUGGCACUAAAGUUUUUUUAAUAUUGGAGUUUCUACAAAUAAACGAUGUACCAUGAACUACAGGAGCAACAUGCUGGACUGGCAUCAGUCACCACAACAACAGUAUUCCCAACAUUAUCCAUCAUCAACACAAUUGCAGCAAUCUGCAGUUAAUAUUCUGGAUAGAACAUGCGAGCAACAUCAGCUACCUACAUUGUCAAUAUCUCCAAGCAGCAGCAACAAUAGCAGUAGUAGUAUCAUUAGUAAUGCCAGUAAGCUACCUCAGCAGGUACCACCAGGACCUGAGACCUCCCGACACAGCCUUCCUAAUGGCCUUAGUGCAUCAGUGGCACCCCCCUCGUCUUCUCCUCCCAUAAACAGCAAAGAUAGUUUUGAUGGUCACCAAUUGCCAGCAAACGCUACUGUUGAACAGAAGCCUGUGGGCUCUCAUCAAAUUUUCCAAUACCAUCCACAUUCUCACUAUUCACAUUCUCUGCCCAAUCGUCAUCGUAUGUUACCACCAAGUUGUCAGACACAACAAGUUCACACUGAAAGUGGAGUUGGUGAUUGCAGUGGAGAAAGAGGUAAAGAAAGUACUGCAGCUUCUACUACUAGAGGUGCUGAGAGUUGUAUAUUAUUGAACUCUGCAAUUAGUGGUAGAAGUGAAGAUAUGCUACAAAAUCAGCAGCAGCAACAGCUUAGGACAUAUACGGUGCCAAUAACACUUACUAGUCCUAGUACAAUAGGGAAGGAAGUACCUAGGGUGGGGCAGAUCAUUCCUCAAGUGCAGCAUGCGGGAUCCAUGUCAGGCCUUACAAGGCAGCAUGCAACUUGUUACUUGCCAUCUUGUAAAGACCAGUGCUGUCAAGGAAGUAGUAUCGGCUCUAGGUGGGAAAAGAUGAGCACAUACCAAUCAUCAGCAGCAUCGAACCCAUACCGAGACAAUACGCAUCCAUCGGUGACUACAGUGUCAGUAGCGUCGGUGGCAGCUACUUCUUACGCAACGAGCUCGCACCACUACCACCACCAAUAUCAGCACCAGCACCAUCAACAACCGCAACUGUAUAGCGCAGCCACGGCAUCAGCGAUGAUGACGUCUCGUAAAGACUCGAUGUCUGUAAUCGGCCACACGCUUCAUGAUCCCUUGCAAGUCCCAGUCCAAGUUCAAGCUCAGCAGCAGCAACAGCAGCAAAAAAGAUACCAUAAAGAGCUGCAGACCUUAAUGUCAACGUCGUCAUUGUCUUCGUGUGCGUUAAGUGACACCAAGGUCUCGACGAGGUCGUAUCAUCAAGUCCCACCACCACCGCUGCCACCACCACCAUUAGCGCCAGUCAUUCCUAGAUACCAGCAUUCCUACCACCACCAUCGUGCUUCAUCUUCCUCAUCUGUUCUGCCGCAGGUGCCCAAUUACAGCUACCCCCAUCACAUACCACCGGUACCGUACUCGCAUCACGAGUAUACCAAGUACUAUCCAGGUUCAAAGGAGAACGCAAGAGAGUCUACGCAGGCUCAAGCAGCACUGCCAUCGGGGAUGAUAAAAUAUUCGGAGCAUGGAUCCAUCAUACAUGAUAAAUAUGGUAUUGCCAAGCAGCAACAGUCCCAGAAAUAUUCUAACGGCGCUGUCAUACAGAAUGGCACAGUCAAGACGGCCAACCCCCCAGGGAUGACAGAAAAUAUGUCCAGGCCAUAUUAUAAUUCGCAAUCAACAGCUGGUGUCCACGAGCUACAAGUGCCGCAAAUUUUACAAGCAGAAGAGCUGAAUCUGCAGAAUAAGCACAUGUAUCACCAGCAAAAGCUAGUCCUAGUCCAGCAGAGGCUUAAUUUGGAGUCACAUUUGCGGGAACUUACUCGUAUGUCUGAUUACCAAAGCCAUCCAAAGUACCAAGACUAUAUAAACAAGUAUGGCGAAAUUAUGAGGCUCCUUCAGAGUCUUGAAUAUCGAUCGAUAGCUGGGCGAUCCCAACAGCAACAACAACAUCAACCACAGAAACUAGUAGCACCACCAAUUAAUUUACAGUUUGAUCAAAAUGGAGUGCUGAUUAAUUCGAGUUUAAUACCGCCAACGUCUCUAGCUUAUAGAUUGCCGGGGACACAAGCGAUGAGUACGGUGUCUAACGAAGAGAGAACUAAUAUCUAUGAAGAUAAAACUAUGCAAGCACUAGAACAUACGAUAGCCCAGCAACAGUAUACCCGCAACUCCACACAUGGCCAGAUGUUGAGUCAAAUGUCUGGUCUACCCACGCUGACUAAUCCAGGCCUGGAGAAACAUUACCUUACUCAAAGCUAUCAUGAUUCAGGCUCGUAUCAUCCUCACAUUCUUCACUAUCCUUCUAUUCCUAACCAUCAGUGUAAUCUGCAACACCAACGCCAUCAGCAGAGCCAGCAGCAGCUUGACAAAGAAAUAGAAGUGCUGAGGCUGCAGGCAAGCAAAGAUUUUGCAGACAAGCCUGAGAUUGAUGUCAGACAAUUUCUAGCUAGUUGGGAGGAGACAGACGAAGUCGAAGAAGAGGAACAGUUACAGGACGCUGUGGUAAUAGUAGCAUCGAACGCUGACCAGCCAACAGAAUUUGUAGUGGUAGAAAACGUCAACAUCAGUUCAGCUGAGAACUUUGCUAUUACCCAGGCAAUUUGUGUCUCCGCUUCAGCUGAUGACAAGGAAGCUUCUCUAUCCCAACCAAAGUUAACGACCAUCAAGCAAUCAAAGGAUCAAAUUUCUCCUGAAAGCACUGUCAGCACAAGUAUACGUAGUAUAAGCAGCAAUGAACCUUCUGCGAGUGGAGAUGCUGAGAAUCCAGUAGUUGAGGCGACAACAACGACGAUAACGACAACAACGACGAUAACAACAACAACGAUGACAGCUACUGAUUCAAUGACUGCAACUAAGGGCUCACCGAUCCCAGUGACGGUUAACAUCAUACGCUGUGUAACCAGAACGGACGAGGUACCAACGAUACAUAUAAUAGAUAGUCUGGAGAAUGAGGCGGUCGUCAAGAAGAUAGAGGGAGCCUUCAAUAGUCUUAACUCUGCAGAUAUUCAAAGUAUAGAGGAAUUGGUCAACAAAAGUACUACAACUGUUGACAGCAAAGAUGACAGGAUAUCAUUGUCGUUCUAUAAUGAUACUGCAAUAUUGCAAGACGAUUGUAACAAAAAGACUAAGAAGAUAGUUACCUCCACUGCUGCUAAUAUUGAUGUCAUCAGCAGUACCAAGAAUAUGACUGAUGAUGUUUGUGCCACCAAGCCAACUACGGAACAGCAAGCAGCCCAAGAACGACCAAACUCGCCCACAACCGGCAAUCUUAUGGCCAAAACUAUCACUGCCACAACCAGUACCAGAAGCAUCACUGCACCUACGAAAACGGCAAAGAUAAAUAAAAUGACAAUAACUAUGUCCAGCACCAAUAGUGAUAACGUUGUCAGCACAGUAAAUGCCAAUAGCAACAGCCUCGAUUUAAUAAGCACAGGCUUUGUAAAUGAAGAAAUUCAUCAGCAAAACGAUGACCUCAGUCUUCUUGAACUACCAACUUCAGCUGGUACAACAACUCUUAACACCCCAAGCCACUCGGAUAGCGAGGAUUUGUCACCAAAUAACAUAGAAAAUGUCGGUAAGGGAGCGAGCCCAGACCUAGGUGAUGAACGCUCAUCUCAUCGACUUGAGCACUCAAUGAUUAGCUUACCCAGCAGUUUAGACAAGUUCCGGAAGAUUCCGAUUAAUGAUGAGCUAGUUCACUUUGAUUUUCCUAACUCAAAUGAAGAUACAUCGAGUGCCACACUACUUACUACCAAGAAUGCUGUAAUUGAGGAUGGCAGCGAUAAAGCAACGCCAAAGAUGUCCAAGUGUCAAAUUCAUCAAGAAAAAGGUACUCCAAGUCAGGCGCUGUUGGAGCCACGCGGUACGUCUUUGCUUGACACGUCAGUUUUUGAGUUUUCCGAGCUCUCAAAUUCGUCAUCCACGAUUCUACUACAUGAAGAGCCAAAAAUGCCAGCACCACCUAUGGAUGGAAACUGUCUCACCAAAAUAAUUAAAGAUACGCCACCGAUUACGGAUUUUCGUUUCAUAGACUCGGACGAUGAUCUUACAAAAGUCAAUGACAUUUGGUUAGACAUUCAUCUAGAUACAGGCCUUGAAAAGUUCGGGUCUACUGCAGAAAAACAAGUACAAAUUGACUGUCCAAGUUCGUCUAGAAAAACAAGUAGUCUGAGGUAUUUUCGAAAAGCAAAGAGUGGUAUUAUGCCCAUGGCUACAGAAAAAUCACAUGUUAUUCUAGAUGAAGCAAAGAAACAACUGCCAAUGCGGUUACUUACAACCGUAUCAGUUGUAACAAAACCAACAAAAAAUUCCAUCAGACCAUUUAAUGGUAUUGAUAAAGAUAGAAAAUCAUGUCCAUCCGUUGAUUCAUUGCUUAGAAAUUUCAGACGAAAAGCAUACAGAAAGAGAGCAAAAUCUGUUGAGUACGAGAGUAAUAGUAACCAAGACCAAGAAAGGCUGCUUGACGAGUUUAAGAACUUGAAGAGAAAGCGAAGUGUUGGACAGAUUGAAGACAACAUCCAAACACUUAAGUGUGGUAUCGAUGAUUUCCGUGGCCUGAGCAUUAACAACAAUAACAAUAACGAACAUUCUAAGAAUAACAGUAGCUCUAACAACAGCGAUGGAAAUAUAAAAUCUACUUAUAAAAGUUCUAGCAAAAAAUCUGAUGCUACCAAUAGUUCAACCUCAGAUAAAAUAGAGUACAGAAACAAGUUAGUAACAAACCCACUAGGUAUAAAAUUAAUUGACCCAAUGCAACAGUUCUCCUCAGUCUAUAAUAAUACAUGUGAAAUGAGAACAGAGAAAACACUAAUAGACACUGCAAAUUCGUCCAACUACGUUGAUACUGAUAAUGAAAUUUUACGACCUAAUAUUCAAAUCAAGGGCAAAUCAGAAUCUACUGUACGUAGCUCGCGGAAUUUAAAAAGUACAAACGACAGAAUUAAAAUUAAGAUAAAUGUAUCACAGGUCGAAAAUCAGCAUUUAAAUGAUAGCAAGAUCAUCAACGCAUCAAAUCGUCAACUUAACAUCUGCCUGCCAUCUGAAAAUCCAGCCAGUUGUGAGAUUUACUGUAAAAAACCGAUUGCUGCUACAGGAACAGAGAAGCUGAAAACUAAAGUUUACAGCAAUGCCUUGUUUAACAACAAAGUUAUUGAAAAUAACAUAGCUAUUGAAAAUAAUAAGGAUAAAAAUAAUUUUCGAGAAGAGAAAAAGUGGAGUGCAGUAAAAGUUGAAGAGACCAAAAAAUAUAAGAAAAAGAAAGAAGACUUCCUCAAAGAUAUCUAUGAAAACGUUGAUUUAAAAGACAACAAAUACCUUGUCUCAAACUCUCUUAUUAAAGAAAGAAAUACUAAAGAGUUAGUAAUAGUUAAUGAUUCUGGAUCCAAAAAAUUUAAUAAAAAAAAACAAGACAUUGAAAAUGCCCUUAAGAAGCUUGAUGACUGUUAUCGUAAUCCCACCAAGAAAAACAAUAAUAAAAACAAUGCGGUGCUUUUUACUAACGAAAUUAAGUGUUUCGAAAAAAAAAGUUUUGUAGAAAACACACCAAUACCUGGUUGCUCUAAGAAUUUUGACUUUGAUCAGUUUGAUGUUGAACCUUUUAACGCCUACGGUGAUGGAAUCUUUAAAGAGCUAACAUGCUCACUAGACAACAAAAAUGCUUUUUACAGUAUUAAUAGUAGCAGCAAAACUACUGGCUAUCUUAAUCCUGUAUUUCAUCUUGACGAGCUCAAAAAUCUGGAUGUCGUGCCUGUUUAUACGACAAGAGAUGGUAAGAUAACAUACAGUCCAAAUCCACAGUUUACGUAUCGGGCAUUGAUGUUAGAGGCUCGUAAUCGUAAGGACCAUGUACUAUUUCAGGACUACUAUUUAAACAACAGAAACAGUCCGAGUAAACACUAUAGCACAUUUAGAAAUGAAAAAGAUGAUGAAAAGUAUUCUAAACUGUCACAUUACAGGCACAAGUAUUAUACAACAAGCGAGUGGUGCUCUGAAGAAACGUUGAGUUUCGAAAAUAUUGGGGCUGAUAAUGGAUUCGAUGCUUUAGAUAGGAUUAUAGACGAUGAGGCUGAGAAGAUCAGAAUCAGCAGUGAACGAAGAGAAAGUGAGAGAAACAAUUUUCUUGAUACUCAGAGGAGUGACAGAUUAUUAGAAAAAAGUACAUUAGGAAAAAGUGUUACCAAAGAACUUGAGAAUAAAAACUAUGACAAGUCAGUGAUAUCCUUGCCUGUAGAAUUAAAUAAAAAAUGCGCUAACCACACUCAACCACUACUAGAUAAUUUAUUUAAUACUAAAGUUAUGCGUGUGUCUUUUAAAAGAGAAUCUGAAAAGAAUCUCAGUGGUAUGAAUAGAUGUAUUGUAGAUUUGCAAAAUCUUCAAGAUGACAUUCUAAAAAAAUUAAAUGAUCCAGUUAUUAAGUGUACAUCACGAGUAAAAGAUUAUGAAUUACACAAUAAAUUAACAAGUUGGAUAGAAGUGGAGCAUAAAGAAAAAAAUUGUGAGAAGUAUUAUUGUAAAGAGAAAAAAAAAGAGGACGAAAAAAAAACAAAUGUUUUUAAAGUUUUAGAAGAGGUAUUAAGUGCUGAUCCUAGUUUUAAGGUAGAACUAGAAAAAUUGGAAAAAGAUCUUCAAGAUGAAGUCUUAAAUGGGCCUGCAAGUGUAGACAACAACUUAAAUAAAAAUAACGAAACAAAGGAUGUCACUAUAUUUGAUAAACGUCAUUGUAAAAAUGUUCCAUGUGAUGAAAAUCAACAAGUCCUGAAAAAAACUUUGAAACACCUAGAAAAACAUGUUUUUAUGGAAAAUGAAGUAAAUUUAGACAACAGCAGCUUUCAAGGUACUUUAUUAAAAUCUGUUAAGGAAUAUUCUGACGAAGAAAAGUCAGAAAGUUAUCAAACAUUUACAAUAAAGAAAGUUCUACCUAAGUAUUUAAUACAAACAGAAAAUAAAAAACCCACAGUUAAAGAUAUAGAAUCUAAAACACCAGAAUGGACCAAAAUAAGUCCAAGCGAAGAUAUCAAGAAAUCAAAAAUACAUGAAUCGAGUGAUGAAAAAAAAAGCAAAUCCGAAUCCCACGAUUUGGUUGCAAUAGAAGAUAAAGCAGUUGAAUACCAUGAUCUUAAAGAAGCUUUGGAAUUGAUUGCAUCUGUAGAAGUUAAAGAAAAAAAAAAAGCAGCACAAUCAGAAACUACCAUUUCAAUUACAGAUGUCUCCGAAGAAAAAACUAUUUCGAGCAUUACAGAAACAGUUUCCAUGAAAAAAGAUAAUCAAAAUUCUGAAAGCUCAGAACCUUCACUUAAACUUACUUGUUCGAUUAACAAGAGCAGUAUUUCAUACGAUUUUUGCAAAAACUUUAUAGCUCAAGAAAAACUGUAUGUUUCUCAAAUAACUGACGCAGUCAAAGCUGUACCUAAACUGGUAAUUCGCAAGAGUGAUAAAUUUUCAAAAUCCAAAUCAGUGGACAAUGUCAGUCAGGAUGAGAUGAAAAAAUACUCUCUAGAACACUCUAACUCUACGAUUCCAAUGCAUCCAAAAAUCCCUAAAAUGAUAAUUCGAAACGCUCGGUCCAGACCAACAACACCUAGUGUCGAAGAAGUAUCUGAAGUAUCAUAUUUUGCAGUAACGCAUGAAGAGUCUAAGAAUCAUCGAAUAAAACUAAAACUGGAUGACAAAGCCGACAGAUUAGGUCCUCAUUUAUUCCAAAACUUGGAUAAUAGUUCGAAAGCUAAAGUUUUAAAGAUGAAAAUAAAACUUGAAGAAAAACUACCCAGAGUAAUCAUUGAGAAUAUUGAUCUGAGCAACAUUAACCAGCAGAAGAUAGUACCAAAGAUGAAAAUAACCAAUGUCAAGAGCUCAUUAUCAAAAGUAAAACAAAGAAAAGUAUCUGUUCAAGAUAAUCGAUCAAAUUCAUCAGGUACAGAAACUGAGAGUGUCAGAGUACGAGACAAAAUGAGAACCCGUGUAAAGAAAGAUUUACCGCCUAACUACACCUUAAAUAAAGUUUCACAGAAAAGUGGAAACAAUACAAGUUUUUUAUCAAAAAAAACCAGGCACUUAUCCAAAGAACAAAUACGCCUCCACUCUUGCAUUGAAAAUACACAGUUUCUAUUAGACAACCAGCGUGAAAACAGCAAAGUGCCUAAAGUGAUAAUAAAGCGUAUGUCACCCAAUGCUGAGUUUAAGUGUGAAUUAAGUAAAGAAGCAAUUGUAAAUGCUCAACCACAAGUUGUAAUUGAAAGAUCAACAAUUAUAGACUGUAUGGCCAAGGACCUCAGGGCUCCAAAUAAUAUAAAAAUAUUUCAGAAGCAAGAAGAUGAGGAACCAGAGCCCAGCAUACAGUGGCAGAGAUUUUUAUCAAGCUUGAAACGAAAGAGGGAGCUAACAAGAUCCAACUCUACUUCCGACCUCAGCUCACCAAAGAUCAAACAUAGACGCACAUCAGACUACACAAUGUGCCACUAUGAUCACUUAGACUCGGACGCAAGUACGUGCUUUGGCUCAGCUGGCAAGAAACCCCCACCGAACGAGUCAAGACUUUCCCUGACCAACUCAUCAUUGGAAUUGCUUGGAUUCGCACCAGUACUGAUCCUUGAUGAGGACAUGAACAGCAAAAAUAAGCCCAGUUUCGAACAGAAUGAUAGUAGACAGGAUAUGUUAGUUGAAGAAGAAGAGCAAAAGCAUCAGUCAAUAGUCGAAAAAAAGAUGAGCUCUACUUUAAUGACGCUAGCUGUGCCAGUAUACGGGGAACUGCUUGACCAAAACAUCGAUGUCCAUGAAGAAGAGAUUGAUGGUACGCUGGAUACUGAUUUUGAGGCGUCGGUCAUCAAGGUCUACUCGUCCGAUGAAAGCCAGACAACAAUUGAGAUAAUGCCCGCCUCACCAUCACCUGACAUCAGUCACGAGCUCAAGUUUGCUGAGCAGAGAGCCAUUGAGAAGUCGAGCAUCUAUGCCAGUGAGAAUGACGGCUGCGAAAUGCUCGAAAAUCUCCAGUAUCAGCUCGAGGUUGGCGAGGGUGCGGUCGAUCCACUUAAAGUACCAAUCCUUGAAACUAAGAUGGAAAAAACUUCAAGCGAACUCACAGUUGAACGGAUUCCUGGCAUUUUAAUGUCUGAUCAGCUUGUGACAAAAGAUUCAUCCAGCAAAAAUUCCCUUAGACAAGUUUCUCAGCUGUUAGUUAUUAAAGAUGAAGACAAGAAAAAGGGGGAUGGGAAUGGGAAACGAAUUAUCAUUGAACCGGGAAACAUGUCAUCACAAUUAUGUGACAACUCGAUCAGCUCGUGCACGGCAAGUAGUGUACCAUUGCAGAUCAGGCUACAGAGGCUCCAGGAGGCAGAGGAGCUUGAGUCAUCGUCGAGCACGAUGGUAAAAAAUCAUGUACCUAACUAUCUGGAAGCCCCUAUCAUUGGUGACAAUCCAAACUUGUUGGCUUCAUCAUCAAAUUUAUGCAAGAUUACGACAAAUAUCGUGAAGGAAAAUAAUUGCUCAAUGCUAAAUAGCAGCUUUACGGUCUCGUAUUCAGACAUGCUGGUCAAGAAGGUACUGGCUGCCAAAGAGACACUAAAAAAGUAUUUAGGAAACAUCACAACUGCUGGUGUUACAAGUGAGAUGAUAAGAUGUCAAGAGGACGAACCCUCGAGAUCAAGGAGUUUGACAAGGAGAAAGAAACGUAGCACUGCCAAGAACAAAUCACCUACAUCGAAUGGAUUCAUGAGAAACGAGUCACGUGGCAGAAACAAAGCAUCCUCCACCAAAAAAUCGUCGCCUCACCAUAGAUUAAAUACCCGCUGCCAUAAAAACGGUUCAAAAUCGUUGUUUAUCGAUCGCCAUUACAACAAUAGCAACAACGGCAGGCUGGAAAAAAUUUCUCAUAUGCCGCAAUCUUCCAUUCGGAAGCAGCAGCAGCACCAACUAGAUCCACUUGCACGUGCAGUUGAAGAAAAUCUACGGCACUCUAGGCAGCGUGAAAAGAUGGUUGUGGACAAUAAAGCGCCGCUCGUUUUAUCAAACAACAUUAGGCAAAAUGAUCUGAUACAUGACAAUGAAUUUAACAGAGCAAAGAAGGUGAAUAACAUGAUCUUAAGGUUAGACAAGACCGAUGCAAUCAAAUCCAAGACCUUAGAGCUUAAUUCUUCUGAGACGAGUAUAUCAAAAAUUGUUCAAGAGCUCGUGUUUCAUGAAAAGGCGACAAUAAGACACCGAAAGUACUGCAUUCUGUGCGAACGCUGGUUUCCCUCGACAUUGAGGCACAAACGCCACUUAGCCGGCUAUCAACAUCGACAUACUGAACUCAGUCAACGCCGGGCCAUUCAUAUGCUGUUUCUUAUAUUUACGGGAAACCUUUGCCCAAAGCUGUUACCACCAAACGUUGUCAAAACUGACUGCAUGUUAGGUGAGCUAACGCCUCUGCAAAUUGCCCUCCAGGAUUUUGCAACAGCCAUCGAUGGCGUACAACACGUUGUCAACAAGUCAAACAAGGAAACGAUAAAAUAAGCCUUAGGUAAGCGCUUACCAACUGUAUUCUCCUGUUUCUAUUUUUAAAAGAUUUUUUGUAGAAUUAUUGAUAUUUUCAUGAAAAAUCAAUUUGACUGCGUAUAGAAACACACUGAGAAAAGUGGUGUUAAAAAAGCAUCAGAACUAUUCUAAAAAUUACUAUAUUUAUCAGGAAAGUGAGAACAUACUCAUGGAAUGACGCAAAUUAUUAUCUUCAACGUAAUUAUUUUUGUAUUUUAAAUAUUUAUUAUUAUUAUGCAGCAGCCAUAAAGAAAUUAUUACACAGCAUAAUAAAAAUGACUAUGUCUAGCGUAGUAAGAAUCGCGAUGGUAUAAUUUUUGCCAUAAAACAUAGUAAAUUUUAUUGUAAUCUUUUUUAAAUGUUCCAUAUUCUAAAUG
Messenger RNA from Copidosoma floridanum, 11043 nucleotides. RefSeq lists its product as uncharacterized. NCBI's taxonomy places the organism in Eukaryota, Metazoa, Arthropoda, Insecta, Hymenoptera, Encyrtidae. The record is from RefSeq and is a predicted model, not a curated record.